CCUCAGAGUGACGCUCACUUGUUGCUUCACUGGACAAGGUGAAACUUUUCCAGCGAAACAUUAACGGAUCUUUGACACAUAGAAACUUCUCGUUGGGCAGGACGGCUCGCGCGUCCUGUUGAGUUUUCAGUUCCAACUGAAACGGGUUUAGGUUCUCACAGAAAUGUCUCUGGCAGAUCAAAGCCAGCAGUGGUAUCCUACCAGCGUCCAGGUAACGGUGCUCCAGGCGAGGGGUUUGCGGAUCAAGGGGAAGAAUGGCACCAACGACGCGUACGCCAUCAUGCAGGUGGCCAAGGAUAAGUUCUCCACCUCGGUGGCCGAGAAGAGCGUCGCGCCGGUGUGGAAAGAGGAGGCCGCGUUCGACCUGCCGCUCUUUCACCCCGGUAACGCGGAGCGCUGUACCCUACAGGUGUGUGUGAUGCACCGGGCUCUGAUGGGACCCGAUAAAAUGCUCGGUCAGGCGACCAUCAACCUCCUGGAACUCCAGGACAAUAAAUCCCGUGAUAAAACAGCAUGGUAUAAACUGAUGGGCAAGACAGGAAAGGCUGACAAAGACAGGGGUGAGGUGCUCCUAGACAUUCAGUUCAUGAAGAACAACAUGACCGCCAGCAUGUACGACCUCUCCGGCCCGGACAAGUCACGCUCACGGCUUGGCAAGUUUAAAGAUAAGCUUAAAGGGAAAAAGAAAGAUGGGAUGUCAGAUUCUGCUUCCGCUAUUGUGCCUUCAGUUGGACAGGUACUGACUGACAGCGAGGGCGAGGAAGAAACUGACGUCACACCUGGAGCCAAAAAGAAGAAUAAACUGAAGUCUCUCUUUGCUCCAAAGCCGGGUUUGCACCGUAACAUGUCCCAGUCCAUGUCCACGCUCGCCACCCUGCCUGAAAAAGACUCGGCCAUCAGUCUGAGCAGAUCGUCUGGCCUAAAUGUAGAGUCUCCUGAAGGCAAAAAGAAAUUUAAAUUUCUGAAGCACAAACGGACCGGAAGCUCUGACAGCAAGGUUUCCCAAGGUACCGGCUCUCUUGGACUGGGCAUGGCGCAGAACAACCUGUGCAUCAAUGGCAGUCAUGUCUACACGGAAGAGUCAGAGAACAGAGGAUCCAGAGCUGGUUCUACCUUCAGCCUGAACAGCUCAGGCCAUGGGUCAAUGGAGGACCUGCGCAGAGGUCAUGACAGGAAAACCUCCAGCACCUCAAUGGACUCUCUUAAAACCUCUGAGCUACAAACUCAAGAGAAUUCAGUGGAAGAGAUGCACAGAAAACAAGAAGAACAAAGGAAACAGGAAGAGGAAGUCAGGAAAAGACUAGAGGAGGAAAGGAGACAGGCGGAAGAGGAAGAGAGGAAACGAAUUGAGAGAGAACAGGAAAAAAAGAGAUUAGAGAAGGAAGAGGAGAGGAAACGGAUGGAGAGAGAGGAAGAGAAGAGGAAGCUAGAGAAACAGGAAGAGGAGAGGAAAAGGAUUGAGAGAGAGCAAGAGAGAAAGAGGAUAGAGAGGGAAGAGGAGCGGAAACGGAUGGAGAGAGAGGAAGAGAAGAGGAAGCUAGAGAAACAGGAAGAGGAGAGAAAAAGGAUUGAGAGAGAGGAAGAGAGAAAGAGGAUAGAGAGGGAAGAGGAGAGGAAACGGAUGGAGAGGGAGGAAGAGAAGAGGAAGCUAGAGAAACAGGAAGCGGAAAAGAGCAGGAUUGAGAAAGAGGAGAUAGAAAGGAAAAGGAUUGAGCAGGAGGAAAUGAUCAGAAUAAAGAAGGAACAGGAAAGAAUUAGACAGGAAGAGGAAAGAAGAAAGGUUGAGGAGGAGAGGAUCAAAGAGGAGAAAAGGAAGAGAAUGGAGGAAGAGGAAAAGGCUAGGAAGGAAGAAGAUAAACGGAGACGAAUGGAGGAAGAGGAGAGAACAAGACUUGAGAAUGAAAAGCUGCAUAAAAAAGGAGAGGCAAGAAAUGUCGAGAUGGAAAGACGAGCUGAAGAAGAGGAAAGACAACGGAAGGAAAAAGAAAAGGUGGAAGCAGAGGAAAAGAGGAAAAGGAAAGUGGAAGAAGAGAGAAGAAUGACUGAGGAGAAAGAAAUGAAAGAGCAAGAAAGGCUACGGAUGGAAAAAGAGAAGAUGGAGUUCGAGAAAAAGAAAAUGGAAGAAAGGAUGAGAGAAGAGCAGGCGAGGAAAAUGGCUGAGGAAGAGGAGGAGAAGAGGAAGCUGAAAGAGAAAGCAGACCAGGAGAGAAUCAGGCAAGAGAAAGAAGAAAUGGAGAGACAAAAGAAAGAACAGCGGCCCGAGGUAAAACCCAGAAGUGCUCGACUGAAUACAAGUAAAAAAGCACCUGAUGAGAUUAACUCGGACUACGUCCCAUCCAUAAAUCCCUUUGAAGACCCUCUAUCAUUAGACGAGAGCUCCAGCAAUCCCUUCGAGCAACCCUCUGUUCUUCAACCUGAAGCCCUCAGUCGCUCAACCAAAGUGUCUGCAGUUAAGCCAAGUUCUGUUUCUGGAAUCUUCUUUUCACAAGCAUCUGUGCCAAACACCAACCCCUUCUUAUAUGAUUCUGAUGCCAUUAGCGGAAACACAGAGAGCAUUGCCAGUCUCGGAAACAUCGCAGAAAGGUCAGAGAAGAAACGACGUGCCCCGACGCCUCCCCAGAACAAGGCGCAGAUAGGAAAACUAGACAUCCCUCCAAGAGCACCAGCAAUUCCUCGAGCCACACAAAGUUUUCCAUCUAAAGCAUCUGAGGAUGGUGGAGACUGCAGUUCACGACAAGACAAAUGUCCCGCACCUUUACCACCAGAAGUCUCAAAGAACAGGCAAGAAAUGCAAAACGAACAUGCAGACCAAUCUACCACUCCUCUUCAUAUUGGAGAAUGGAGAACUACUAGAUUCCAGGAAAAAGACCAGAUGAACAAAGUGCGCCCAGUCUCGCAGGAUAAAUCAAGGACUUCUGACGCAGACAAAUUUAGGAACACCAGUUUAUCACAUCUUAGCCAGAGUCUUCCCAGUAACGGACAAGAAACCAACCCUUUUAUAUCUACCGAGGUCAAAAAAAUUAAACACAACAAGGGUCCAGCUCCAAAGCCUUUAUUACAGUCAACAUCACGCAAGAAUUCUGCAUCUGAACCUGAACCCAACAUCCUAGCCAUUCGUAACGUCCAUUUGAUUGAACAUGCUGUAUCCCUUAUUGAAGACGGAGCUUCCUCAAACUCUUGCACUGAUCAACUAGAUGAGUCUUCAAAGCAGUCGACUAGCAAGCUUGAUGAUCUUCCUCUAUCUGAAGAGCCUUUCGCCAAACUUGAGUCUGUACACUCUGAUGACCUUUCCUCAAGAGAAAGUAGACAAGAGGAUUUGCCACCAAUGUGUAAACAAGACUCUCUUGGAGAAGACGUUUCUUUAAGGUCUGAACCAAUCCUUGGAAAGGUUCUGUGCAAUAUUGAAAAUGUCCUGUCUGAUAUUGGUGUUUCCAAAAAGAAGAGUCGGGCCCCGUUGCCUCCUGCCAAUUCAGCAGCAACUGGUAACCAGAACUCAACAAGCCAGCAACCAGAAUCUGUACUGAAGUCAACCAGUCAACCCACCAGACAAGAUCAAGACAAGUCAUUAACUAAUAAUAGUAGCAUGCCAACCUCAUGUUUUACUCCAUCCCAUGGAAGCUCAUCACCAAUCUUGAAUCAAGCUCUCAAGAAAAAUGAAGUGCAAAUUAAGACUGAACAUUCUCCUCCGAGAGUGGAAGCAGGUCAAGGGUCAGCGCACCGGUCUCUGCCGCAUGCCAGAGUGUCACCGAUUGAUGUUAAGCCCAUCAUUGGGCAGAAUAUUGGAAGUGAACAUGAGCGAACAGGUGAUCCUGCCUUCAAAUCCUGCAGGCCUCAUGCAGUGAAACCCUUGAGCAGCACUGACAAGCAGACAGACCUCAGAGAGACCCAAGACAAUUCCAGGUCUGCUACAAUUACAGAUCACAUACAAGUCAAGAUGAAGGCCCCAGAGGCUAAACGUACAGGGCCGUACUCCCAGUUAACCCACGAAGAACUCGUAAACUUGUUGGAAAAGCAGAAGGAUCAGCUUUCUCAAAAGGACUCCAAGAUAGGUGAAUUAGAGCAAUAUAUCGACAAUCUUCUGGUCCGUGUCAUGGAGGAGAACCCCGGCAUCUUAAUGUCCUUGAGCUUGACGAAGAAGUCAGUUUGAGGGACAGUACUUUUGUAGCAGAGGGUUUUGUGUUUAAUGUGCACUGUAAUCACAAAUACGGGAUGGACAACAAUACAAGUUUGUGGGCAAAUCACAGAGGUCUUUCACUAAACCACACUACUGCGCUGAAGAUCAGGUUUAUGUACACCUGAUUUAUGACGCCUUACACUAAAUGGUGACAACAUGAAUGUUUAUUAUUUGGCUUGCCUCAGAUCCACCUAACCAUGUGACGGAUAACAUAUGAUUUAUUUCAACAUUUAUUUCAAGAAUAAGUAUUUUCCCCAAAGGUUUUUACUGUCCACUUUUUUUUCCAUUUGAAUUGCUAAUGUUAUUUGAUUAGUAUUUGGUUUUCUUUUUUCAUGUUAUUAUCUAUUAAAUGUUUUGGUCAAAGCAUUCAAUGGAAGUGACCCCUACAUUUUAAACAAAAGUGCAUUAUCAUAUUCUUUAUACAAAAUAUUUUAUAUUGUUUAUGAAGCUGUGUAAUGUUUUGUAGACAGAGCUCUGUAUUAAUACAUAUUGAAGCACUUUAAAAUAAUCAGUUCAUCUGUAAAUAAUGAGUAUGUGAUCAUUUGUAUGUAAUGCCUUUUGUCAUGUAACUUGACAGCUUUAUUAUUCUCUGCUUUUGAAAUAAAGAAUGUCAUAGGUGUGGCCUUAAAGUACAGCGUCACAA
Molecule: messenger RNA, 4817 nt
Organism: Ctenopharyngodon idella (grass carp)
Lineage: Eukaryota; Metazoa; Chordata; Actinopteri; Cypriniformes; Xenocyprididae
Gene: rab11fip1b
Product: RAB11 family interacting protein 1 (class I) b
Exons: 6
Coding region: 164-4147 (1327 amino acids)
Biological process (GO): regulated exocytosis
Cellular component (GO): intracellular membrane-bounded organelle
Molecular function (GO): small GTPase binding
Source: RefSeq, a predicted model, not a curated record